This is a messenger RNA of Acanthisitta chloris (rifleman), 1152 nucleotides long. RefSeq names its product secretion regulating guanine nucleotide exchange factor (gene SERGEF). The record is from RefSeq and is a predicted model, not a curated record. The transcript is spliced from 10 exons. Lineage: Eukaryota; Metazoa; Chordata; Aves; Passeriformes; Acanthisittidae. The annotation marks the transcript as partial.
GGUGCAAACAGCUAUGGACAACUUGGUCUUGGUCAUAAAGAGGAUGUGCUGGUACCUCAGGCACUGAAAGAUGUUUCCUGCCAAUGUCAAGACAUUGCAAGCAUUGCUGGAGGAGGGGGACAUUCCGCAGUUAUCACUGGUGAGGGACGACUCUUUGUAUGUGGCCAUAACAGAGAUGGUCAGUUGGGACUGAAUCACACAGAGGAUGUUCUGCGUUUUACGUUGUGCACUGCCCUGUCUGGCUUUUGUGUGAAACAAGUUGCCUGUGGCUGGGAUUUUACAAUCAUAUUAGUAGGAGGUGGCCUAGUUCUGUCCUGUGGGUCAAACUCUUUUGGACAAUUAGGAGUUCCUCAAAUUUCAGGUCCGUGCUUGAUUCCACAAAAGAUUGAGUCUCUCAAAGAGAAGGUGGUGAGUGUUGCUGCAGGACUGAGACAUGCCCUUGCUGCUACAGACAGUGGUUUGGUGCUUCAGUGGGGAACAGGAAUGGCAUCUCAGGCAAAGCGUGCGAACCAAGGGAAAACCCUCCCCCCCUUCUUGACAGCAAAGGAACCCUGUGAAGUGACAGGCCUGGAAGAUAUAAAGGUGAAGACAGUUGCUGCAGGCUCCUAUCAUUCGGUGUCACUCGCAGAUGAAGGACAUCUGUAUGUCUGGGGCAGCAACAAACAUGGGCAGCUAGUGAGCAAAGAGAUCUUCCUUGCUGAGCCCAAGAAGAUUGAGAGUCAGUUUUUCUCACAUGAGAAGAUUGGAGCAGUUUGGAGUGGCUGGACCCACCUGGUGGCACAGACAGAAACUGGCAAGGUAUUCACCUGGGGCAGAGCAGACUAUGGACAACUUGGAAGGCACACAGUGGUUCCCGAUGGGCAGGAGUUGUGCACAGCAUCUGAUCAACACUUGGAGCUGUUGUGUAACAUCCCUAUUUCUGUGCCUUGCCUAGAUGGAGCAUCUCAGAUCGCGUGCGGCUCAGAGCAUAAUCUGGCAGUAGUUGGUGGCCAGUGCUUCUCUUGGGGAUGGAACGAACAUGGGAUGUGUGGUGAUGGCACAGAAGCAAACGUUCGUGUCCCAAAGCCAGUCAAAGCUCUUGGUUAUGCAAAACAGAUGUUAAUUGGAUGUGGGGCAGGACACUCCAUGGCUCUUUGUCAAGCUCUGCCUUAG